Aureobasidium namibiae CBS 147.97 is the source of this 1440-nucleotide messenger RNA. RefSeq names its product P-loop containing nucleoside triphosphate hydrolase protein. Gene Ontology annotation, molecular function: ATP binding; ATP hydrolysis activity. Gene Ontology annotation, cellular component: cytoplasm. The record is from RefSeq and is a predicted model, not a curated record. The coding region runs from base 1 to 1440 and encodes 479 amino acids. Lineage: Eukaryota; Fungi; Ascomycota; Dothideomycetes; Dothideales; Saccotheciaceae. The transcript is spliced from 3 exons. Gene Ontology annotation, biological process: cellular response to heat.
AUGUCAUCUGCGUCACAACAGCCCCUAUUCUUGAAGCUGGAGGCUCUCGUAUUGCCUCGCGACACUCUUUCGGAAUGCCAUUCUCUGUUUUUCAGUCCUCAGACCGUCGCAGCUGCUAUCCUGAAAGGCUGUUCCAAGGCUGAGAUUCAGAGGUAUUUGCAGAGCUAUGAUCGCCAUUCCAUCGAACGUCAAAUCUCGGACAACAUUCAUGAACGCCACUCCGCCCACGCAAUCGAUAUCAUAGAGCUAUUGCUGGAAUACGGCGCUAAUCCCGAAGCCAAGGACCCGAUGAACGUACCUUUGCUUGCGGUCACGAUCAUGUGGACCAAAUGGACCUACAAAAACGUCGACAAGAGCGUCGCCCUUUUACUUUCAUAUGGCGCAAGUCCUUACUGCAUACCCGAGUACAUGUGGUCGAUUUACAUCAAGAUGCCCGCCGAAAGAUACACCAAAGACAACCCCAUGCAUCCAAUGGCCAACUGGGCCAAAAAGUAUCACCGGAUCGUUCUCCAAGAGACAACAAAUCUCACCAUUCGUUAUUAUCUCAACCGUGCAAGUCUGACAAAGCUGGCUACGAAGAGACAACGUCAAGUGGCAAAACUUCUUGGGUGCCCACGAGUUCUUCACUUGCCCUUCCACAUUGUCGGGCAAGAUCAUACUCUGGAGAUCGUCAUGAACAAGAUCCUGGCCUACGACGCAAUGAACAGGAAGCGGCCUCUUGUCCUCGCGUUUGCCGGUCUCUCGGGUCACGGCAAGACAGAGCUUGCGACUAGUCUUGGGCAACUCUUGGCUACAGACAUGUGCAACAUCGAUAUGAGCAAGAUAGAACGUACGAUGAGUCUGUUCGGCGCUGCGGCUCCAUACUUGGGAUCACAUGAAGGAUCGCCUCUCAACAACUACUUGUCCAGUCACACGUCUGAGCGGGGUGUCGUUUUUCUGGACGAAUUUGACAAAACCAAUCAAGAAGUGCGUCAGUCCCUGCUUACGAUUCUGGAUUCUGGUGUUGGGUUGGAUCUACGCUCCAACACAGUCAUCGAUGUGUCCAAAUCUAUCUGGAUACUCGCCUCGAACAAAGGUGACGAUCUCAUCUCUAAGUUCUACAGCAAGAACCUUGAGGGGAAGACCCAUGCAAUCGACAUACACAACAAACCUCCUCGACCAGUUGGCCACCUUCAUCUGUCUCUUGUGAAGGAUGGAGAUCUCUGCAAGUUUCUCUUGGAGAACCACUACAUUCGUGAUCUGGGAGCAAGAUCGAUUCAUAAUUGCGUUGAUGGACUCGCGGACGAGUUGUUCAUGCUUUACACUGCCUCAGAGGACGAGAUAACUGAAACAACCAACAACGGAUCUCAUGUCAAAUACUCGAUGCAGCUCCAUCCUGUCGAUCAGACGUUUGAGGUCGCAAUUCGUAAGGACGGCACGACUCUGAUCCCGUCUGACUGA